This is a messenger RNA of Abrus precatorius (Indian licorice), 2024 nucleotides long. Its product is annotated as DNA-directed primase/polymerase protein. The record is from RefSeq and is a predicted model, not a curated record. Gene Ontology annotation, cellular component: nucleus; mitochondrial matrix. Gene Ontology annotation, biological process: mitochondrial DNA replication; response to UV; error-prone translesion synthesis. Gene Ontology annotation, molecular function: chromatin binding; DNA-directed DNA polymerase activity. The transcript has 15 exons. NCBI's taxonomy places the organism in Eukaryota, Viridiplantae, Streptophyta, Magnoliopsida, Fabales, Fabaceae.
GAUCAAAUUUUCAUUUCUCAGAGCAAACGAAAAUGUCAUCAACCACAAACACCAACACCAACAACAUGGACGACGUUGAUCGUUUGUUCGCAUGUUUCAAGUGCGGUUUAACCCCUCCCAAGUCCGCAAUGAGGGAAAGAAAAAGAAGGAAAAGGAAAAUGGAGCAAGGGAAUUCGAAAAUCGAGGUUCCAUGGGAAUCUCCAAGUCCAGGAUCAGUUGGAUCAGAACUGAAAACCCCCGUGACAAGCAUCAGAAAAACGGACAAGGAGUCUUCCGUUGAGAAACUUAAAUCAGCUUUAACCAAAUCCAAAAGCUUCAGUCGUGGGAAGCAGAUCUCUCCAGUUGUAUUUUAUGGAUCUCCUCGUGGUGUGCCUCCCAAAAAGCCAACCCGUUUAUGGCGAUUGCUACAUGAGAUACGUCUUGAUUUCUCCCAGCAAAAUAAAUUGAACUUAAGGUGCUUGGCGGAUGCUGAAUAUGACUUGAAUCCUGCUUUGUGUUUGUCUAGGAAGGAUGUUUGGAUCACAUUCCCAAGACAGGAUGAAGCAAUGAAGUUUGCCAAAGGACAAGAAGAUGUUCAUGUUUUCAGCUAUCAAGACCACUUUAAUGGCCAAAGAAGGUUCCUUGUGUCUACAUACACAGAAUUCUGGCAAAGGUACAAGAAUAUGGAUUCCAAAUUCCGUCAUCAUUAUGAAGUGAUCCAAGAGGGAUUACCAUGCCACCUUUAUUUUGAUUUGGAGUUCAACAAGAGAGCCAACAUGGGAAAGAAUGGAGAUGAAAUGGUUGAUCUCUUGAUAUCAGUAGUUCUAGAAGCCUUAGAUGAAAAAUAUGGAAUUAAUGGAGACCAAGACUGGGUAGUAGAGCUUGAUUCUUCAACUGAAGAUAAGUUCUCUCGUCAUCUAAUAGUUCGCAUACCAAAGACUGCUUUCAAGGAUAACUCUCAUGCAGGUGCAUUUGUUUCAGAAAUAUGCUCAAGAAUUCUAAAUGGAAGGAGGGAAGAUAGAAGUUUUGAAAAAUUGUUUGUAAUGAAAGAUUCAAGCAGCAAUGAAUCUGCAGGACAACUUUUUGUGGAUUCUGCUGUAUAUUCUCGGAACCGUUGUUUCCGUCUUUUUCUUUCUUCAAAAGCUGGAAAAAGUUCAGUUCUUCUGCCAACCAAGCGAUUUAAGUGCAAUAGCUUGGGUGAAGAAGACAUGUUCAUGGCUUCCUUGAUCUGCAAUAUGGAUGUUGAUUGCGAAAAGUUCCUGGUCUGCAAAACAGACUUAGAUUGUGUGAAAACUCUGCACUUUGAUACAGAGGUGAAUAGUAAUCUUGGAAAUUCCUGCCAAAUUCCUCCAGAAUUUACAUUGAAUACUUGCUCAACCAAUGCUUCAAUGACAUACUUUAUGGGAAAGUCACCAUUCCCAUUUCUGGACAAAUUUAUACUAUCUAUUGCCUCUGUCGGGAGUAUACCAGGAAAAAUUCAUAGCUGGUAUUUUUUCUCGGAAUUUGGACUGAUGGUCUACAGCAUGACAAAAAAUAGAUACUGUGAGCGAAUUGGCAGACAGCAUAAAAGCAAUAAUGUGAUAUACGUUGUUGAUCUACGGAGGGCAGUAUAUUAUCAGAAAUGUCAUGAUCCUGACUGCAGAGGUUACCGAUCUCCCUUGCGACAAAUCCCAGUUCAUGUGUUCUCCAAUCCGUCAGUUGUAAUUGAUUCGUUUGGGUUGUUGGAUGACAAACAGCCAGUACAUGAUGAAUGGAGACAUCAACUUGAUGAUAACAAACAAAAUAUUCUACAAUAUGAAGAUAUUGUUGAGGACAACUCCAAUGAUUCUUGGUGGCUAGAAGCCAUAAGAGUUGUUGAGGAUGUUGAGAAUAAGCAAACUAUGACUAUGUGUUUUAUUUAUCUUAAUUGUUUACAUGAACAUAACAUUGAAUAUCAGCUUCAUAAAAUAUGUUAAAAGCAGGAGGAAAUUGAUGAUGGAGACGAGGAAUGGUGGCUGGCUGUAGAAAGGACUGCAUCCCAGGUUGAACUGACCUGCUUCAGUUAA